AGGGCCGUCCGCCAUAUUGCUCAAGCCGUCCCUGAUCAAAUUUCAAGUCAGCAAGUCUCUCCAACCACUACUCUGGUCUUUGUGUAAUCAAGAGAUCCGGUGAAGCCUUUCUCCAUCUGCAAACAUGCUUAAGGUGCCCAAACAUCAAGUUGCAGGACAUCAAGCCCUAAAUGGGAACCUUGGACCCCUUGUAGAUGAUUCUGGGCUCUUCUACAAGCCUUUCCAGGGUGGAGGCCGCGGGUCCCAUGAGGUUGCAUUCUAUACAUCCUUUUCUUCAAACCCUGACAUCCCAACUCACAUCUGCCGGUUCUUCCCUAAAUUUUAUGGCACCAAGCUACUGGAGGCGUCCGACGGCUCCGGCUUGCUGCCCCAUCUAGUCUUGGAAGAUCUCACCUUGGGUCUAUCCAGCCCGUCAAUAAUGGACAUAAAGAUCGGUUCGAGGACGUGGCCUCCGCAGGAAUCGGAGGACUACAUUCAGAAAUGCUUGAAAAAGGAUAGAGAAACAAGUAGCCUCACCUUAGGUUUCAGGCUGUCGGGGUUGCAAGUAUACGGCAGCAAAGAAACUGAGUAUUGGAAGCCCGAAAGGAAAUAUGUUCAGAAAUAUUCUGCGGAAGAAGUUAGGUUAGCUCUAAAGAAGUUUGUUUCUUCAAACAUUUCAGAUGGCAUGGAUUGGAAGCCAGAUUGCUCCUUUGCAUCAAUGGUUUAUGGUGGCUCCGGCGGGAUUUUGUCACAGUUGCUGGAGCUGAAAGCUUGGUUUGAGGAUCAGACCAUUUUCCAUUUCUAUUCUUGCUCAGUUCUUUUGAUGUACGAGGAGAAAGGAAAAAGCCCGGCUGUUAAGCUGAUUGAUUUCGCUCAUGUUGUGGAAGGCAGCGAUGGGAUAAUCGAUCACAAUUUUCUGGGGGGGCUUUGCUCCUUUAUAAAGUUCAUGUCUGAGAUUCUUACAGCAUCACCUGGUGAUCAUAGAAAUGAACUCGAAUCCUCCGUUUAAGGCAGAGUGCAUUGGCCAAUAGAAGAUUUUGGUAGCCAGUUGCUACUGGAUCACUGGAACAAUGCCGCAAGCAGCAUCCUAUCCUACAUUUUCCAUUUAAAUUAAUAAGAUUUUGAUGCUCUGAAUAAUGUAACUUCACAUUAAUGUUCUGCUUAUUCGAAUAUGAGAAAUUCCAAGUUCACAGUAAUCAGCCCAUACCACACACACAGACACACGCACAGAUGCAAUUUUCU
Cuscuta epithymum is the source of this 1221-nucleotide messenger RNA. Lineage: Eukaryota; Viridiplantae; Streptophyta; Magnoliopsida; Solanales; Convolvulaceae. The record is from the annotation of a GenBank genome assembly.